UAUCUAUAAAUUAUAUCAUAUGGAGAACUGAAGACUGCAAUUCAGCCUUAAAGUUUCUGGCCAUCUUCCUCAUAAUGUUAACUUACAGAGGCCCUGAGGAUCUCUAUACAGUCCUUUCUGCACAUUAUCCUGUAGUUAGCUCAAAACCCAUAGAAAAGGAACAGUUUGAACAAAGACCCAUAGAGGAGAAACAGUUUGAACAACAAUCUAUUAGUAGGAAAAGGAGUUGGGAUGAUGUAAUUAGUCCCUCCCUGCCAAUGGGUCUUCAGGAUUCAGUGUCAGAAAAGAAUAUGUGCUCUCGAGGUGAAUUGCAUGUCUUCAAGGAAAGGAGUAGGAGGAAGAAAAUGAGUUGCAUGUUCAAUAAUCUGUCAUCUCUUUUGCCUGCCUUGCAUAAAAAGGUAGAUAAAAUAAGUAUUAUUAAUGAGACUGUGAAUUAUAUCAAGACCCUCCAAGGUACCCUGAAAGAUUUGCAAGAAAGAAACUCAGAAAUGGAAGCACUUCUUAAAAAGAGUUCACUGUCAAAGUUAGAGGAUUCUCCUCAAGUCUGUGAUGCUCAGGUCCCUGAAUCAGCCCUAGGGGUGCCAAGUCCCAGCUUUAAGAUUCUUGGAUCUAGUGUUGUGGGCACUCAUGCCUUUACAUCAAUAUGGGGCUCCCAACAAAGUGGUUUUCUUCCUAGACUAUUUUCUAUCUUGGAUGCUAAUCAGUUGGAAAUGAUAGAUUGCACCAUGAAUGCUGAUGGAUGCAACAUGUUAUAUACCCUACAUGUUAUGUCAAAGAGCAAUAGUGAGCAACCCAUUAUAAAGGCUUUCACAUGUGUUAUAAAUUCCAUUACAACUAGUCAUCAAAAGUGAGCAUUCCUCAAGAUUUGUAAUGUAGAAUCUCUGGACCAUGCCAUUGUUUGCUGUGGGUAUAGGGUGGACUUCUGCAGUGGGUUCAAUAUAUAGAGAUAAGGAGACGCUUUGGAAUUUGAAAUUUUGGUUAAAGGAAAUCAAAAGUCUGUUUUCUGAUUCAUUUCAUCUAUAUUUUCAGAUUGUGGACAGUUUGAUUAAUGUUUGUACUUUGGCAUAUGAAAUGGAUCCCCAUCUAUCUUUGAACUUGUGUUA
Molecule: messenger RNA, 1103 nt
Organism: Cryptomeria japonica (Japanese cedar)
Lineage: Eukaryota; Viridiplantae; Streptophyta; Pinopsida; Cupressales; Cupressaceae
Product: transcription factor ABA-INDUCIBLE bHLH-TYPE
Exons: 3
Coding region: 75-851 (258 amino acids)
Biological process (GO): endosperm development; regulation of DNA-templated transcription
Molecular function (GO): protein dimerization activity; DNA-binding transcription factor activity
Source: RefSeq, a predicted model, not a curated record